AUGAGGACUGGGCGCAGCGACAUGGAGCCCUCCGCCUCCUUUCUGGGCUUCCCGGCCCUGCCCUCGGUCGCGCCGUCGGGGCCGCCGCCGUCGCCGCUCGCCAGAGCCGAGCCCGGGCCGGAGCCCGAGCGGGCGCCCGCGGGCCGCGGGGAGCCGGAGCCCGCACCGGGCCCGGGCCGGCGGCGGCGGCGGCCCCUGCAGCGCGGGAAGCCGCCCUACUCGUACAUCGCGCUCAUCGCCAUGGCGCUGGCGCACGCCCCGGGCCGCCGCCUCCCCCUGGCCGCCAUCUACCGCUUCAUCACCGAGCGCUUCGCCUUCUACCGCGACAGCCCGCGCAAGUGGCAGAACAGCAUCCGCCACAACCUCACGCUCAACGACUGCUUCGUCAAGGUGCCCCGCGAGCCGGGCAACCCGGGCAAAGGCAACUACUGGACGCUGGACCCGGCGGCCGCCCACAUGUUCGACAACGGCAGCUUCCUGCGGCGCCGCAAGCGCUUCAAGCGCGCGGAGCUGCCCGCGCCCCCGCCGCCCGCGCCGCCCGGCCCCUACGCGCCCUUCCCUCCCGGCCCCGGGCCCGCGCCGCCCGCGCGCCUCUUCGGCGUGGACAGCCUGGGGAGCCUGCCGCCCGAGCUGGCGGGGCUGGGCGCCCCGGAGCCGCCCUGCUGCGCCGCGCCCGACGCCGCCUUCCCGCCCUGCGCCGCCGCCUUCCCGCCGCUCUACGCGCCCGAGCGCCCGGGGCUGCCCCCGCGCCCCGCCGAGCCGCUGCUGGCCUUGGCCGGGCCGCCGGGAGCGCUGGGCCCGGGGGAGGCCUACCUGAGGCCGCCGGGCUACUUGCCGGGCCUGGAGCGCUACCUGUGAGCUCUUCCCCGCAGGCAGCGGCCGCCUGGAGACCCCCUUUCCCCCAGGACUGGGGCGCUGAGCUCCCCAACUUUGCCUCUUGGAUUGAGCACACCUGUUACCUCUUUCCAUGGGGAGAAUCCCACCGUCUCUCCACCGG
Molecule: messenger RNA, 997 nt
Organism: Myotis daubentonii (Daubenton's bat)
Lineage: Eukaryota; Metazoa; Chordata; Mammalia; Chiroptera; Vespertilionidae
Gene: FOXE3
Product: forkhead box E3
Biological process (GO): anatomical structure morphogenesis; cell differentiation; regulation of transcription by RNA polymerase II
Molecular function (GO): RNA polymerase II cis-regulatory region sequence-specific DNA binding; DNA-binding transcription factor activity, RNA polymerase II-specific
Source: RefSeq, a predicted model, not a curated record